CGAUCAAAUGUGAAAUUCGAGUCCCAAUGUGUAUCGAAUAUUGUAAUGUAUGUACACACACAUACAUACACAAUGCCCUUGUAUUUCAUGAGAUAAUGAUCUUGUCCUGCAUAUAAAUAAUAACAAUAAUAUAUAGAUGCGCGUUUGUGUUCUAGAUUUCUCGGAAUAAUAUACGAAUAACUCUUUCUCUUUUUCCUUUUCUCUUUGAUGCUUUUUUACGAAUAAUGAUGUCACAUAGAUUCCGCAGGAUGUUUUCUUUACUUAAAAACCAAAGCAUAAGUAUUAAGUUUACUAUAUUAUAGUUAGUCUCCCUUGCUCUCCCUCCCGCCAUUGCUCUUUCGUUUUCGAGAUGCGUGAUUUCACGUCAACUUUCGUGAAAUCGAUCAAACUCUUAUCUUUAUAUUUCUGACAAAGUAUAAUCUCUCAGAAAUCUCAUAAUAUAAUAUAUUGUGCAUGAUUUUUAGAUCAAACGGAGCAUUCCAUAUAAUUUCAAUUGGCAUUACUUUUGAAAUAUAUAUUUGUAUAAAUAUAUAUAAAUAAAAAAAUAUCAAGAUUAUAUUUAUAUAUAUUUAUAUAAAGCUAGAUUUCAGGAGUAGUUUGACUGAUAAUGCUACGAGAAUUUGACUGUGCCAGAAAAUAUUAGUAAUAUGCGCAGGAAGGAUUGUAUAGAUCUUGUAUGCGUUCUAAGAUGUAUACCUCGAAUUUCCUCUCGCCUGUUAAUAAACUGAUAAUAGGAUCAUAUAUUAUUUAUAAUUUUAAGCAGUGUAGCGUUAAAGAUUUUUAUUAAAAGUCUGCAUUUGGAUUCAUACAUGCUUUGAUAUAAAAUGUCCCAAUCGACUUUUGAAGAUUUUGACAUACUACUUUCAGGUUUUCGUGAUUCCUCGUUAGGAUAUAGCUAUCAUGAAUAGGACGAUAAUUAUGUAGGAUGCAUAUUUUUAAUAGGAAAUAAAUGAUCUGGAAAUGUGAAUGUGAAACAUCGUCUUUGUGCAUAUAAUGAUUGUUUUAUAGAUUUUUCAAGAUUUAAUAUAAUUCAGUGUAGUAUGGUCGUGUAGUGUAAACCUCUAAUGAGAAAAAGUAAAUUUUCCAAAACAUGCAUAUGCUUCCUACAUCUGAGACUGAACUAAUUUACAUAGAGUGUACACACAUACAUAUACACACUAUAAAAGUCUUUCUCAAAUAUAUAUUUUGAAUUCACACAUGAUUAUGUUUUUUAAAUAUCUUUUGUAAUGAUAUUUAUGCGAAAGAAAAAUUAAAGCGUCCUAAUUUAUGAUAAACAACUUUUUUAUGCAGCAGUGAUCUUUUAUUGUUUAAAUAUCUGUUUCGAACAAAAAUUGGUAAUAAAAAAUUAUUUAUAUAUUAUUUAAUCAUGAAAAUGAAAAAUUACGAAAUAUUUAUUAAUUGUACAGGCUUUGUAAGUUCUAUGUAAAAUCUCGUUAUGUUUUCUAAUUUCAUAGAUAUUACAAACGAAAUCUUUUGUAGAAAAGAAAUAAAUUGUUUACAGUAAAAUCUGUUUUUUUUUUCCUUUUUUUUUAGAUUUCUGUGGUAAAAUUUUACUUUUAACUUUAACCGAAUUAAUAGAUAUUGAUUAAUUAAACUAGUUUUAUUCCAGGAAUAAUUACAAACAAUUUCGGGAUAAGAAUCAGGAAAAUCAAAUUUCAAUUUCGCGCUAUGAAAAUGCACUUCGUACAUAUCAGCUGAUUUCGGAACACAUCCUUUUACUUAUCAAGCGUAACCUGAGUUGUCCAUCGAGAGACAUGCAAGAGUGGCUUUUAAAAUUUGCAUUUCAUUCAUUAAUUUAUUGUUGAAUUUUCACUUUGUUGUUGUGAAUUAUGCGCACAUCAUAAUUAAAUGCAUUGAAUAUAUUUAUGUAUAUUGAGGCGGUGGCUUGUGCAGUUUCAUCUAAAAAACAUAGUCUAAAGUGAAAAUGAUAGAUAUAAAAAGUAAUUCUCCUAUCGUUGGAGAAAGUGAUUCACAUUAUGAGUCAAGAAUACGAGCGAAUAGUUCUGGUACAGGAACGUCGACGCCGUCAUCCUUUUCUGACUACAUGACAGGAGAAGCAGAUGAUAGCUCUGACAGCAAGGGAACUAUUCCAUUCAGCCUAAAAUCAGUGGAAACUAUGCUCUCAUUAUCCAAAGAUGCCUCCGAAGAGAAUCUUAAGGAAAUGGUACACAAGUGUAAGUUGAUGGUGCUGGAGAGCGCCGAGUGUUCAGAUGAGCGUAAAUGGCUUGUUCGACGGCUAAUCGAGUUACGUUUACGCGCGCAGGAGUUGCGCGAGACCUCGGACGAGAAUCUUUUCGAAACUUGUGUGAUUCUUGGGCAUCAUUUCGUGCCUCAGAAAUACCACAUCACCACAUCUGGUCCGGUUUACUGCGAUCACUGUAGCGGAGCAAUCUGGGCGAUGCUACAAUCGUGGUAUAUGUGCAGCGAUUGCAAAUUUAGUUGCCACUGGAAAUGUCUGAACAAUGUGUGCCGUGUUUGCGUACAUGUAAUCGCCAGCGAAGCCGGCGGUUACACCCAUACGAAGGAUAUCUGUCCAGAGCAAGGCCUUUCCAAACAGAGCUACCGUUGUGCGGAAUGCAAAGUGAGAAUAACAUUCACUUUCUCGAAAGGAUUAUCGCUAUCUUGCUUCGGCAGUUCCUUUAAGCAUACAGAAUCGGCGUGGGUGGAGCCGCGACUUUGUGACUAUAGCGGUCUGUAUUACUGUCAGAGAUGCCAUUGGAAUACAGCCAUGGUUAUUCCUGCGAGAGUAAUCAGAAACUGGGAUAUGGAACCGCGUCUGGUGUCCCGCGCCGCGGCACAGCUUCUUAUGCUCUUGGAGGAUCGUUCUGUAUUGUCGUUGGAAGAAUUAAACCCGAAACUCUUCACUCUGGUCCCGGAUCUGUCGCUCGUAAAGCGAAUGCGAGGGGAAAUGCAAAUGAUGAAGAGAUACUUGGUUCUGUGCUUAGACGCUUGUGCUCAAGGAUUACCGUGGAAAAUCGGGUUGCGCACGCAUAUGAUUGAGAAUUCAGGUAACUAUUCCAUCAAGGAUCUCAUCGAUCUUCAGAAUGGCAUUCUUCUGGAUGAGCUUCGGGCCGCAUAUGAUACGAUGCAUGCGCAUAUUACGCACCAAUGCGAACUCUGUAAAGCAAGGGGACACUUAUGCGAGAUAUGCGGCAACGACGAGAUCAUUUAUCCGUGGGACGCGAGCUCGAUUAUCUGUUCGCAGUGUUCGGCGGUGCAUCAUCGUGUUUGCUGGGCCAAACGCAACCACUGCUGUCCACGUUGCGCGCGUUUGCAAAAACGUCACGCUUUACAGGGAGAGGAUACUGCUGAAGACUGUGAUACAGACGAAACUGCGGAUUCUUGAAUGAGAGUAUGAAAUGCUGCAAAGCAUUGUAGAAUAUUAUUUGUAUAAUUGUGUAACGAUUUAUAUUUAGUACCUGUUAUUUUUUUUAAGCGGAUCGAAGCAAUUUUAGUCUUUUUUAUAUAUAUCCAUCACUGCAUCUAUUAAGGAUUGUAUAACAUCUACUUGCGCUAGUGAUUUGUAAGUGAUUUUGUAAUGCACGGUCUAAUUACUGAGGUUAUCAAGUAAAUGUAUUUAUAU
This is a messenger RNA of Formica exsecta, 3583 nucleotides long. It is a transcript of the gene DEF8, whose product is annotated as differentially expressed in FDCP 8 homolog. The record is from RefSeq and is a predicted model, not a curated record. Lineage: Eukaryota; Metazoa; Arthropoda; Insecta; Hymenoptera; Formicidae. The transcript is spliced from 8 exons. Bases 1925 to 3346 code for a protein of 473 amino acids.